GUGGCUGUUUUGAUGAGUCACCAGUCAUAUGACAAAGCUCGUGACCUGUGUUUAUUUUCCAACAAAGCCUCAUUUUUAACACAAGCGUCAAGAAUAUACAGUCGAUUUCGAUUUUGCCUGAUCACAAGAGGUUUGUAUAUUAAAAAUAAGCUAUUGCUUGCCGUUAUAAAUUAUUACGUUUGCUGGGAGGCUUUGUUUACGCAAAUCGAUCACUUUACGGUCGUUGACUUGCAAAAAAAAAAAGAAAGGUUUAACCUAUAUUUUAACCAUGAAAACAUAUUUAAAAUUAAAAUGCUAUAUCUAGAUAAUUGAAUUCAUUAUUUUAUCGAAAACAAUGUACAUUUUGCACCUUUCAUAAACAAAGAACAUUUUGUUUACAAACUAAAAGUUGUUUAUUUAUAGAUCAACAUGAAGAUAACACUUAUCGCACUCGCCAUUGUUAUUGGUAUCGCCUACGGACGCCCUAAUGAAGAUGGUUCCUUGAGAUUUACGUCAUUUUUGGGCGAUUUUGAGCAAUUAUGGAAGGAUUUCAAAACUAAGCACAGCAAAACGUAUGACUCUCAAACAGAAGAGUUGAAGAGAAGGAACAUUUUCAAAACGAACCUUAAGAGAGUUAGAAUGCACAACUAUUUACAUGAAAAUGGUGCUAAAUCAUUCUCUUUAGGAGUUAACGAAUACUCAGAUUUAGAACACACCGAAUUCGUUAAGGUAAUGAACGGCUACAGAAUGCGUAAUUCUACAAUCAACAGAGACAGAGCAACUUAUAUGUCUCCAAACGUUAAAUUUGAAAUGCCGAACUCUGUUGAUUGGCGUUCUAGAGGCUAUGUUACUCCUGUUAAAAAUCAGGGACAAUGCGGAUCUUGUUGGUCUUUCUCUGCGACUGGAUCGUUGGAAGGACAACAUUACCGUAAGAAGGGUGUUUUAACUUCUCUAUCUGAACAAAAUCUAGUUGACUGCUCAAAAUAUUGGGGAAAUCAUGGUUGUGAAGGUGGUCUCAUGGACGAUGCUUUCCAAUACAUCAAGGACAAUGACGGAAUUGAUACGGAAGCAAGUUAUCCUUACCAAGCUGUCGAUGGAACUUGCCACUUUAAAAGCUCAAAAAUCGGUGCCACCGAUAUUGGUUUCACUGAUAUUCCCUCCGGUGAUGAAGAUGCAUUAAAAGAGGCCGUGGCUUCAGUUGGUCCGAUCUCAGUUGCAAUUGAUGCUAGCCACGAGACCUUCCAAUUAUACAAAGGCGGAGUCUAUGACGAAAUGAAUUGUAGUAGCACCAGACUUGACCACGGUGUUCUCGUUGUCGGUUAUGGAACUGAAGAUGGUGCAGAUUAUUGGCUCGUAAAGAAUAGUUGGGGAACAACUUGGGGUGAAGAAGGCUACAUUAAAAUGUCAAGAAAUAAGAAUAACCAAUGCGGUAUCGCUACAACAGCCAGCUACCCUAUUGUAUAA
Messenger RNA from Dimorphilus gyrociliatus, 1443 nucleotides. NCBI's taxonomy places the organism in Eukaryota, Metazoa, Annelida, Polychaeta, Dinophilidae. The record is from the annotation of a GenBank genome assembly.